This is a messenger RNA of Penicillium antarcticum, 285 nucleotides long. Its product is annotated as L51/S25/CI-B8 domain-containing protein. Lineage: Eukaryota; Fungi; Ascomycota; Eurotiomycetes; Eurotiales; Aspergillaceae. Bases 1 to 285 code for a protein of 94 amino acids. The record is from RefSeq and is a predicted model, not a curated record. The transcript has 4 exons.
AUGUCUGGCAAGUACGUCUUCACUCAGGGCCUGAAGGAACUCCGCUUCCUCUUCUGCCAGACCUCCGAGGCUAGCGCAGCCACAAGAUCCUUCCUGAACCGCGCCUACCCGACCAUGAAGAAGCACAACCCUAACACUCCCAUUAUGAUGCGCGAAGCCGCCGGCACCCAGCCUCGUGUCUUUGCCCGUUACGCCCUCGGAAAGGAGAAGCAAGAAGCCUUGUCCGGCCUCUCAGACGCGCAGAUCGAAGAUCGCAUCACGCAAUUGGUGAAGCAGUCGUCAUAA